UUCAAAACUAGUGGUAAAAAUCCCACAAAAAAUCGACUUCGUUCUGUUCCUCUCUCGUUUCUCAACAUUUUCUCUUGUUCCUCUCUCUUUACAACUACAGGGCAGUUCGGACUGAAGCCUAGAUAAACCCCUAAACCAAUGUCAAACAUCGUAGUACUCGACAAUGGUGCUGGUCUAUGCAAAGCUGGAAUCGCCGGUGAAAGAGAUCCAUCAGUAAUAGUACCCAACUGCCUAGGUCGUCCAAUCGCUUCAAAAAAAUGGCUAAUUGCAGACCAACUCCACACCUGCGAAGACCUAACAUCAGUUUCCAUCCGUCGUCCUUUUGAUCGAGGUUACCUUAUAAACCCAGAUUUGCAAAAAGAAAUCUGGGAACGUAUCUUCCGUUCUUUACUUCACAUUGAUCCUACACAUUCUACACUCCUUUUGGUUGAACCUUUGUUUAAUUUACCAUCGAUUCAACGUUCUAUUGAUGAAAUUGUUUUUGAAGAUUUUGGAUUUCAGUCUUUGUUUGUUGCUGAUUCUCCUUCUUUAGUUCAUUUGUAUGAAACGAGCCGGUGUAGAGGGGAUGAAUUGUUAGGGAAAGGGCAAUGUAGUCUUGUUGUUGAUUGUGGGUUUAGUUUUACUCAUGCUGCUCCUGUUUUGCAAAAUUUUACUAUUAAUCAUGGUGUCAAAAGACUUGAUUUAGGUGGGAAGGCGUUGACGAAUUAUUUGAAAGAACUUGUUUCGUAUCGAUCGAUUAAUGUUAUGGAUGAGACUUUUAUUAUGGAUGAUGUUAAGGAGAAGCUUUGUUUUGUUUCUCUUGAUGUUCCGCGUGAUCUUCAAAUUGCCAGGAGUCGAGGAAAGGACAAUCUGUUCAGGUCCUCGUAUGUCCUCCCUGAUGGUAUCGAACAUAUGAAGGGUUUCGUAAAAGACCCUGAUCAAGCAAAGAGAUACCUCACUCUAGAGGAUGGGUUGCCUCUGGAAACAAAUGAAGAUAUGAAUCGUCCUCGGAGUAAUAAAGAAAAAGCAGAAGAAAGGAAGAAAGUUGAUUUGACAAAAAAUGAGUUUGACCUAACCAACGAGAGGUUUCUUGUUCCUGAGAUGAUUUUUCAGCCCGCUGAUUUGGGAAUGAACCAAGCUGGACUAGCAGAAUGCAUUGUCCGAGCUGUUAAUUCAUGUCAUCCUCAUUUACAUCCAGUACUCUAUGAAAGCAUCAUUUUGACAGGGGGGAGCACUUUGUUUCCCCGGUUUGCUCAAAGGCUAGAAAGGGAUCUUCGGCCGCUCAUUCCUGACGAUUACCAAGUGAAGAUUACUACUCAGGAAGAUCCAAUAUUAGGGGUAUGGAGAGGGGGGUCACUUUUGGCAUCUAGCCCAGAUUUCGAGUCAACAUGUGUCACAAAAUCUGAAUACGAGGAGUAUGGAUCUGCUCGUUGUCGCAGAAGGUUUUUUCACUGAGCUGAGGUGAAAGAGCUUGGAGUUGGCUCUUUCUCGCCUAUUUGAAGGUCGUCACAUAUUGGAGAACAAGCUGCAGAUUUAUCAAUCAACAAAAGAUCUGAGAGUUAUGGUAACUUCAUAGGUCAACUGCAAGCAUUGCUGAAGAAGAUGUUGCAAAUAUAUCUAUGUGCCAAAGCAAACAAGUCUUGUUCUGGUCCUUCUCUUGCAACUCCCAUCAGUGGUUCUCUGGACACGGAACUCAGGGAUAUGAUAUGGUUUUGAAGAUGCUUAAUUAAAGUCGGUUGCUGCCAGUUUAUGAUUUAGGCCGUCUUAACUAUAGAUUCUUUAGCAGAAAUGCGUGGUUUAUGCUUGUUGUCUAUCAGAUCUUAUUAUAUAUUUUAGUGUAUACAUGAUAAGUUCUUGUUUUAGGUUUUAUUAUAUAUUUUGUUUUCAGGUGUUGUAAAUAUCAAUCUGUUCUGAAAACAUAUUUGCGGGAAUGAAAAAUUACAAGGUUCAAGCUUGUUGGGCUUUA
Papaver somniferum (opium poppy) is the source of this 1945-nucleotide messenger RNA. Its product is annotated as actin-related protein 6-like. The coding region runs from base 139 to 1434 and encodes 431 amino acids. The record is from RefSeq and is a predicted model, not a curated record. NCBI's taxonomy places the organism in Eukaryota, Viridiplantae, Streptophyta, Magnoliopsida, Ranunculales, Papaveraceae. The transcript is spliced from 8 exons. Gene Ontology annotation, molecular function: nucleosome binding. Gene Ontology annotation, cellular component: Swr1 complex.